AUGUGGGAAAAUCAAUUUCAUGUUGGGAAUUCGAGCUUCAAGAUUAGACGGUCUUCCUCUUCGACCUUGCCUCCCUCCAACCGGGCUGCCUUCAGCAUCUCUCUGGGCCUAGCACCCUGUAAUGACUCAUCAAAAGCGCCCCAAAACGUCCGCGAACACAGGGAAGAAGCUAGCAGCAGCGAAGAAGUCAUUGAAGAAGAAAAACAUGGCCUCCGUCAAGUCGAAGAACGACAAUUUGCGGCAAGUGCUGGAUCGACAGGCGUCGGGGCUCCAAGCGAUUCAUGGGAUUUCACAAACCCAUCCUCAUCCUCAUCCUCAUCCCCAAAGAACCACGGAAAAGACGCUUUCCGUUAA
This is a messenger RNA of Cyclocybe aegerita, 354 nucleotides long. The record is from the annotation of a GenBank genome assembly. NCBI's taxonomy places the organism in Eukaryota, Fungi, Basidiomycota, Agaricomycetes, Agaricales, Hemipholiotaceae.